AUGCCGGCCGCUGUCUCUUUUCGCCCUCCGGACCGGACAGCCUGGAUGAACCCUCAACAGUGCAAUGGUCGGUGUUGGCCUGGAAGUAGCCCGGACGACUUCGUUAUGCACACGGCUGCCACCGUGAAACUCGACCCAGAUCGCCGUCUUUCCAACUAUUCUCUCCCCGACCCUUCUAUCGGCCACAGUCCCGCUAAGCUUCGUCGACGAGCCUCGCAGGGCUCGCUCCGCACUAAACCUUCCCCAGUUUCUCGCUUCUUGUCCAAGGGUAGCGUCGCCGUGCACUUCCCUUCCUGGGAACACCGCAGUUCCUCGCCUGGCUCUCCCUUCCGUGUCGAAUCUCGAACCCGAUCGGCCGACUCUCGUCUUCGUCUGUCCAACACGGUGUCUCGCGGGCCGAGACCGUUGACAAGCCAUUCCGGCCAUUCACACUCUUCAUCGCCUUGGGAUUCGCCCUCCUCAUACCAAGCGGAAUAUCCCUCCACACUGCCUCCCACACCACCAGAGGACGAUUGCAGCGUUGCGUGGAAUCCUCGGUCCGAGAUGUUGUUGUACGAUCAGCAACCGCACCGGGAACCCAGCUCUUCAACCAUGAUGGAUGAUGGUCCGGGCGUUGACACCUCCCCCACCACGGGCCCAUCAGACACUCUUAGCAGCCCAUCCGACGGUCUCUCUCAUGGGUCGUCCAGCUCGGGAGGAAGUCCUGGUCUGCAUGACGAGAUGGAUUGUCAGCAAGACGUGGGAUCAUGGUUGGAUCAAGGAAUCAACGUGACUGUAUCAUCAUUAGCAAUCUCCAAUCCACGAGGAGACGCCGUCAAAAUUGUCUCACAGACACUCCCUUACCCGCAGACAGCCGACCAGUCGAUAUCGCUGCCGAGAAACGGCAGCAUCUUCUGCUCCAUCGUCCAGGCCGUACACAAUCACCUCCAGCCCGGCCAGUCGCCCUAUAUCAAUGUUACACACGCUGUGCCCGAACAAUUUAGCCUCUCAAACCUCCCUCACUCUCCUCCCAGCACUCCCCGUUCUCCGACCGCCGCAGAUGAAUAUUUCAAUGCGACCGUCUUUUCCAGCGCCGCGGUCGUUGGGGCAUACCACGACUUCCGUGGCCCGCUUCAACGACAGCUCUCCCACGCUCCAAUGCCCGUUGUCCCUCCCCACAGCGUUCACAUUUCCGUCCUUGAGCGUUAUCUUCCACCCCCAUCCCCCCAAGAGUAUAGAGAUCUCUUCUGCCCUACCCGACCGUCCUUCCUCGUGGACCGGCUCUGCGAGCUGUCCCCCAACGGAGGCUCCCUUCUCUUCACUUACCCAACCAAAAAGGGUGCCUCAACAUUCAAAUCUCAAUAUUUGGGCCCCAUCCUCGACCCACUACUCCGUCAACUCGUCGUGGUCAACGGACUGUCCGCUGACGUCGGUCGCUACCUGGGAAAACUGUCAACAGUCUCGCAGAUGGACGACUUCGCGACGAUGAAAGCCAACAUCGCAUCCCUUUGUGAAUCUCUCAGCUCGCCCUCCUCCAAGUUCGAAGUUGCCGACGCCGGCAAGGCCAGCGCCCACCUAGACCGCAAACUUUGGGUCGAAUGGUUCAUCCACCAGGAGAAGGCUCGCAUGAAAGAAGUUCUCAAUCUGUACUGGCAAAACGGUCGUCGCGUCCUAGCCAACAAGGCUAUGUCCUCUGGAGGGCCCGGCGCCAUGAUGGGAGACAAGGAAGUCUCCUCCGCCAUGCUCCUCAGCGAGAUCUUUGAUGGCAUCCGCAAGCGACCGUACGGCGAAGGCGAGCCUCGCGACGGCGUCGAAUUAGGUGUCUUUGUCAUCCGUCGAACACACUGA
Molecule: messenger RNA, 1827 nt
Organism: Penicillium maclennaniae
Lineage: Eukaryota; Fungi; Ascomycota; Eurotiomycetes; Eurotiales; Aspergillaceae
Exons: 2
Coding region: 1-1827 (608 amino acids)
Source: RefSeq, a predicted model, not a curated record